UUUAUCUUUAAACCGUUCCAGCUCGCCCAUUCCAUAUUCUCACUUGCUCCGGCUAAUUACCGCCUUUAAGAAUGUUGUAUUUUGGUUCGUAGCAUAGUGUCUAAAGAAAUGGGGAAACUACUUUUUAUUGACCUGAAAUUUGAGGGGUGUAUACAGGAAGCGGACUAUGCUUCAAAGUUUUAUUGACAUUUCAUGGCAAUUGUCUGAAAUGCACUUAAAAUUGUGUAAAAUGCAAAAGUUGUCUAAUUUGACACGUUUUUGCAAACCGUCCUUAUCAUAUAUUGCCCCAAGCCUAAUACGAUUCGACGCCUGGUGAUCAUCUGGAUUGUGCUGGCUCUAACAGACUUCUGAGGCAUUUUUCACCAGGGUGGUUCUUUCAUAGGAAUCUGCAAACUUAGUUUUCUUGGAUCGUUAUGUUUAAUCUAGUUUCCCCACACCACCAUCACCCGUCUGCUUCUGUUCCUAUAAUCCAUGUAGGUCGACUGCAGCCAAGUGCCUGGAUUGCCUGUCGAAGCUUUGCUUUUUCGAAGAAGAAAGGUAUACAUAAUGUCGUACCCACUUACGCUGCACAUCAUUGGAGGCCAAGGUGGAAAUGCCUUCUCGUUUGAUGGAAGGAGCAAUGCGGCCACACUGCAGAAACUCUCCGUGAGCGUUGGAGGCUGGCAAGUGAGGGGUGUGGAGGUGUGGCUGACUGACGGGCAAAGGCAGAAAUUCGGCACCGUGGACUCCUCUGCUCAGCAGUUUGAAUUCCAGUCGGGCGAGUUCAUGUCGCAGCUCUCCCUGUGGGGCAAUGGGGCCGGCACGCGUCUGGGUGCCAUAAAGUUCAGAACGAGCUGCAACCGCGAGUUCUUUGCCAAGAUGACGGACUGGGGGCUCAAGACCGAGUACAAGAUCGACGUGGGCUCUGGCAUCUGCUUGGGCGUUCAGGGCCGAGCAGGGGCUGACAUCGACUCCAUGGGCUUCCUUUUCAUCAAUGCUGUAAAGUCGUCGGUGAUCCAAAACAUGAAGUACCCAACUAUGCACCAGGUUCUGCCUAACGUGCAGAUGGAGGAGAUUAAAGACAUGGAGUACAUAAACGACACCAGCGUCGUGCAGUCUCACACCUUCGAGAGCUCCAAGACGAUAACCAAAAAGUCGUCGUGGUCUACGACCAACAACAUCGAGUCCACCUUCAGCCUGAAGGUGUCUGCAGGCAUUCCCUUAAUUAUGGAGGUGGAGACCGGGUUCAGCUUCACCUUGAGCUCUGAGACCACGCACGCAUUGGAGAACUCUGAGGAGCGGACGGAAACUCUCUCGUUCCCUGUCUCGGUUCCUCCGCGCAAGACUGUCACUGUUGUCGCCAAAAUCGGGCGUGCAAACAUCGACCUCCCGUACACGGCCCUGCUGCGCAUCACCUGCAUGAACGGUGCUGUCUUUGACGUUCCCCUGAGUGGCGUCUACAAGGGGCUCACCUACACCAAAAUGACCGCCCGUGCUUCUGAGAAAUAG
Molecule: messenger RNA, 1488 nt
Organism: Lethenteron reissneri (Far Eastern brook lamprey)
Lineage: Eukaryota; Metazoa; Chordata; Hyperoartia; Petromyzontiformes; Petromyzontidae
Product: aerolysin-like protein
Source: RefSeq, a predicted model, not a curated record